AUUUUCUUGGUUCGGAUUAUCCAAUUCCUUUCAUGUCCCAAAUUCCUUAGAUCUCUUAAACUGUGAAGUUACAUUUCUGAAUUUUCUCUAUUUAUCAUAACAUUGCAACACAGGCAUUUUCCUCUAAUUCAUCAUUGUUCUUUGUGAGUCUUCUGGUUUGUAUUUUGAGAUCAGAUGGGGGAAAGGACAGAAUCGCAGUACGUGAAGCUGACGAAGGAUCAAGUUCCUUUGGAAGAUAUCACGCCUGGUGAACUGAAUCAGCCAAUUGAGGUCCCUCAGUUGGCUGUUCACAAGUGCCUGGAAUGUGGGCAGCCAUUACCUGAAAGCUAUACACCUCCUGCUGAUGAAGCUUGGAUGACUGGGAUCUUUGGAUGUGCUGAAGAUAGGGAAAAUUGCUUGACAGGGCUGUUUUGUCCUUGUGUAUUAUUUGGGCGCAAUGUAGAAAGCUUGCAUGAAGAAACUCCUUGGACUGGACCAUGCGUUUGUCAUGCUAUUUUCAUCGAGGGUGGCAUUGCUCUGGCAAGCGCAACUGCAAUGUUCAGUGGUUACAUUGAUCCAGGGACAUCAUUUCUCAUUCUUGAAGGCUUGUUUUUUACCUGGUGGAUGUGUGGCAUUUACACUGGUCAGGUUCGGCAAAACUUACAGAAGAAGUAUCACUUGAAGAACUCACCUUGUGAUCCAUGUUGUGUACACUGCUGCAUGCACUGGUGUGCCUUGUGUCAAGAGCAUAGGGAGAUGCAGGGAAGGCUCUCUGACAAUGCUUUCUCAGGGACAACCAUUGUAAGUGCUCCUCCUCCCAUUCAAGAGAUGAAGUCUAGUGAUAACAAGGACAAUCCUGAAACCUCUUCUUCUUCUGACAAGAACCAUGAGCAUACUGGUUUGGAACUGCAAGUUUUAUAGGGUGUUGCUGUUACCCUUGUUAAUAUCCAAAAACAAUGACAUGUAGUUUGAAAUUUUGCUUGCUAGAGAAUAACUUUCUUGCACCUUUGCUUUGAGUUGAGUUCUCUGUGUUACAUUGGCCUUGUGGGUCACACAUAAACCACACCUCUGCUCUCUAGUGCCAACUUCAAUUGAGUUCACACAUUAUUUAAGUCAAACUACUCUUGACUUCUUCUUUUGUUGGCCAUGUAAGUUUCUUGAAAGAUGAUGCUCUAUUCACA
Molecule: messenger RNA, 1160 nt
Organism: Vigna unguiculata (cowpea)
Lineage: Eukaryota; Viridiplantae; Streptophyta; Magnoliopsida; Fabales; Fabaceae
Product: cell number regulator 6-like
Source: RefSeq, a predicted model, not a curated record